Messenger RNA from Schizosaccharomyces japonicus yFS275, 1170 nucleotides. Its product is annotated as SAGA complex/transcription factor TFIID complex subunit Taf10. Gene Ontology annotation, cellular component: nucleus; transcription factor TFIID complex; SAGA complex. Gene Ontology annotation, biological process: DNA-templated transcription initiation. The transcript has a single exon. Bases 281 to 934 code for a protein of 217 amino acids. NCBI's taxonomy places the organism in Eukaryota, Fungi, Ascomycota, Schizosaccharomycetes, Schizosaccharomycetales, Schizosaccharomycetaceae. The record is from RefSeq and is a predicted model, not a curated record.
UGACGGAACUGCAACGUGCCAAGACGCGCCGCGAGAACAAGAACCAACACCUCCAGAACCAUUCACGCCAAAAAUUAGCCUCUGGGUGUAACAGUUCUUAAUUUGAGUGAGAACUAUAGUUUGACUAUAUUCUUUUUGUUGUUUGCCUAAUUUGAGUGCAAUUGAUUGUCUUAUUUAGGAGCUCUCCCUCAUAUUUGCCGAAAGACGCGUACCUUCUCGAACAAGGAAAACAUAACCUUUUCUGUCUUACUUUUACCUCAGCAUUUAAAAGAGUAUUUAAAUGGACGAGACAAACUCUUCACAAACUCCCCAGUAUAUGAAGGUCGAGUCUGAUGAUGAAAUUCAACCUAUGAGUUUGGAUCGUGGGGAUGGGAGAUCACCAUCAGAAACGAACCAAACAAACACUGCAGGCGGCCAUUCACAAACCCCGGAAAAGGAAAAAUCUGAGAACGAUGUUGCCUCUUCGACUUCUCCAAACUCUGCAUCAAAUUCAAGAAAACGUAGUGCCUCUCCCACGCUCGAACCAAACAUCGAUCCCGAUGACAUGUUCAAGGACAAAACGUUAGAAGACUUUUUAAACAGUAUGGAUGAUUAUGCUCCUAUUAUUCCGGAUGUCAUCAUCGAUUACUAUUUAAGUCUGUCCGGCUUCAGCAGUGUUGAUCCUCGUAUGAAGAGGCUUUUGGGCUUGACAGCUCAGAAGUUCAUGUCAGACGUGGCUCAAGAUGCAUAUCAAUACUCGAAAAUCCGCACAGGAACUUCGUCUUCAGCUUCCGGUUCGGCUGCAGCACCAGGAGCUGGUCCUGCCGGCGCCAACAGCUUUGCCUCGGCCAGCAGACGUGCGGAUAGAGGAAAGACGGUACUUACAGUGGAGGAUUUGGGUGCGGCAUUAAACGAAUAUGGAAUCAACCUUCGUCGCCCCGAUUUUUUCCGUUAGUAACUAUUGGAGUUCAUCAUAGCGUUGAACUUGUUUGAGAGGGUUGGACACUUACAAAGAUACACUAUUACUAUGUACAAUAUUGCUUCCCAUAUUCUCUUCAUGACUACUUAUUUCGCCUUCUGCCGUCCAAAAUUCCCGUUCGUCUAUUUUCCUCAAUCUCUAAACCCACUUCACCCCCACUUCUCACUAUUCAGAGAAUUCACUACGCCAAAAAAGGAAAAAACCAAGUGCUU